Acanthoscelides obtectus is the source of this 263-nucleotide messenger RNA. The record is from the annotation of a GenBank genome assembly. NCBI's taxonomy places the organism in Eukaryota, Metazoa, Arthropoda, Insecta, Coleoptera, Chrysomelidae.
CUAUGAGUGCCAUAACGGCGCCCCUAUAUGGAUUAGGGGCGGCAGCCGCUUCCAACGUGGCCAUGUUCCUGCCAGCUUUAGUUGCUGCAAUAGCCUACUUUCAAUAUGAAGAACUGGAUCCUGAAAGUGCUGUGGUUGCGAGCAGGCUCAGCGAAAUCUUCAAUUGGAAAAUACUACUUUUGGAAGCAGGCGGAGAUGAAACGGAAAUAUCGGAUGUACCAGUCAUGGCAGCCUACCUACAUCCGGGCCAACAAUGGCCAUAA